Penicillium nucicola is the source of this 2541-nucleotide messenger RNA. RefSeq lists its product as uncharacterized. Bases 1 to 2541 code for a protein of 846 amino acids. The transcript has 4 exons. Lineage: Eukaryota; Fungi; Ascomycota; Eurotiomycetes; Eurotiales; Aspergillaceae. The record is from RefSeq and is a predicted model, not a curated record.
AUGGGUCGACAGGCCUAUUUGAACAGGCUCGCUUUGGGCCGGUCACCAUAUGAAGCCCCCGACACUGCGGUGGUUGACACUUCUAACCCCGUGCGCCGGGUCUCCAGCGUCCACGCAGAUAGUUACAUGCAGCAGUAUGAUGCUCGUGGCCACCCUGUGAAUCCGGAGUCCAGGACUCUUGGGCGAGAGUUUCGAAGGGCAAAGAAUGACAUUCUCUCAACAAUGGGAAUUGUUGUCAGCGGAGAAGACCGAAAAACUAGUAUUCCAAACGAGCAGCAAAAGAUCAACCAAAUUGCGAGCGAGAAUGACUUCGGACUUGUCAUAACGACCCUCGACCAACUACUAGUCUUUUUUGGUACCUGGUGGACCUCUUCAUUCACUGGCCGAGUACAGACUUACAAACAUUAUGCACACUCUGCUUUGCUUGAGGUUAUCAAGUCCGAGCGAGGAGCAACAGGGGUUCUCGGAUUCUAUUUCGCAGGAAUACCUGCAUGGGCAAUCUCAAGCGGAUUGGCCAUCGCUCGUGAGAGUCCGCUCAAACGGAUCUUCGCCUCUCUACGAGACUAUGCCCAAUAUCUUACGGGCGAGUCACUUGGAAUUCGAUCUUUUUUUGGGCUCGUGUACACAAUGGCUAAGAGCUCCGUGCUCAUGCUCUCUGUGGAAUUCUACAUGUAUUCCAUACUCCAAUCACUCUCUCUUGUGGCACCCUGGUCAAUUCCUAACGCUCAACUUCUAAUUCCGUUUGGAACGGGGUCCUUACUACAGCUACCGGCACUUCCCACCGAUAUCUCCCCUGGCUCCCUGGGAACCUCGCUUGUGGGUCUUUUAACCCAUCCUGGCAUCUUAGCUUUCGUCUAUGGCUACUAUUUGCGUCCGGAUUUGGAGGAGCGUAUCUAUAGACUGAUUCGGCGGCGUCUGCCAAAAGCAACCAUUGCAGAUGAACUCUCAGUUCGAGUGGCAUUUGAAGAAAACCUAAUUGAGUGGGUGGUGCCAACACUGGGACGCAAAUCAGACGAAGAAAUGUACCGUAGCAACCUCACGCUACUUGAAGAUAUCAAGUGUGAGCUAGGUGCUUUUCGAAACUGGGUUUUUUCGUUCUUUGGGCUGCGAUCGAGCCAGUCAUCAGACCAGCAAGCCUUCGCGUCUUUUAGAGACGAGAGGAUUGAAUCCCUCCGAAAUUCGAUUGAGAUGCUACAAAAUGAACUCGAGGGAACACAGUUCAACUCUACUGAUGGAAAUGAGCCGAAUGACUCGCUACCUAGGCCUUCGGGGAUCGCAUCUGAUGCCCAGGUUCCUGUCACUGCACCACCUCGAUUACGAGAUGCAACUGCAUCUACAACUUCGAGUCGAUUGGAUACAAAUGCAGGCUUGCAUCAGGUACUCACAAAUGAGAACCGCAUGUCUCAGUCUCCCGGCGAAAUGAGCAAUGAUUAUUUCUCCGAAAUAGCCACAGUUGAGCGAACAAGUGGUCCAUCGACGACUUCAAACCAGCAAGACCAACGAGGCGAUUCACAAAAUGCCGGGAGCUCGGCCUUGGACCGAAACAAUUCACGAUCCAACACUCUGUUCUCUCAUCCGUCUUCACCAGAGACAUCUCCUCCUACAUCACCUCGUGUUAGAGCAUCCUUGAUUCAUCAGAGCUCUGACAUUAUCACAAUGCAACUUGAACUCUUGGGUAAUCGAAACCGGAAUCCACAGAACCAGGCUUCAAACCUUGCCAACUUAAAUGCCCUAGCAGGCAAUGAUGCCCCGGGUCUUAAUAGGCAUGCGGACGCCAUGGAUAGACGAUCGAUAGCUGAAUUCCUCGAGGCUCUCAUAUUAAGCCAGGCCCAACGCCAGGGAUUAAAUCCACCAGCAGGAGGCGACACUGACGGCUUUUCCAGCGUCACAGCUGGUCAAUCCGUCACGACACCCCAAGAACUAAGUGUCCCCGAGCCAACAACGCCGCACCAGACCCAAGGCCAUGAGUCCGAUGAUGAACUCACAGCUCUGGAAUCCAUUGAAGAAGCACCAGAACUCAGCGUUCCAAACAUUCUCCCAGAUGGGGUGGAAGAACCAAUCGACGAAGAGCCCUCUAUCCAGCCAAUUCCAGUCGCUAUUGCGGAGCACAACGUAGACACGCAGUCCGAUACUCUCCACUUACCUCUCCCGCCUACCUCUCGCAUUCCCAGACCUGUAACCGUUCAUUCAUCGGGAGUUCACCGUGUUACUCUGCUCUCGGCCUACCCAGUCGAUUCACUCGCGUCAAAUCUCGCUGCCGCAAUCAGCGGUGUUAUCCUUGCGCCCCUUGAAGCACUUUUCUUCCGCUCUUUGACCCAGUCAUGGCUGACCACACAUCCCUCGGAUAUUACUCGGCUUUCGGAUGUUCAUCCUUUGGGCCUGUGGUUUGGUGGAAGAACUUGGCCUGAUAUCGGUGCUUAUAUGUGCCGACUAGUUCUUAUGCGGGGAAUGCAUAUUGCUAUGAGAGCUGGUAUAUGGGGAUUCCUGGUUGGGUCGACGAUGAGGAUUGGGAGGAAGUUUUGUGGUUGGGGGAGCUUAUGA